Anopheles arabiensis is the source of this 2177-nucleotide messenger RNA. RefSeq lists its product as uncharacterized. NCBI's taxonomy places the organism in Eukaryota, Metazoa, Arthropoda, Insecta, Diptera, Culicidae. The transcript is spliced from 3 exons. The record is from RefSeq and is a predicted model, not a curated record. The coding region runs from base 1044 to 1562 and encodes 172 amino acids.
ACAUGCCAAACAAGUUUCUCCCGAAAGUGCACCAGCAGAAAGAGAGAAAGGAAAUAGACGGCUUCGGAUUAGUGCGAUAUCUCGAGAGGAAGGUAAAAGCGGGUAAACAGAAACAUCAACCAACAAAGGUGUGGAAAAGGUGUUUCAUUUGUGUUGCAAGUGCACAUCCGCUCCUGUUCGCCGUAGGCUACCGUUUGGCGAAGGCUGAUUUCAUUAGACUGUUGUGCUGCAGCGAGUUAUUAAAAUUUCUCCAACCUGAAUUGUUACGAAACUGUUCAUACAACUACGGAGCAACCGGAAAAGCUUAUAGUCAUCAUUGUCGUCGGUUUUAAUUAAAUCAUCCAGCUUCUCUGACGACCAGAGGCCUCAAAGCAUUGCACAGACCAGCGCAUUGCAAAAGGUGAACGACUGAAGCCAUCAAAGUUUGACCACGAAUUGUGCGUAAUCGCAACCAACCAAUCGUUCGCUGCUGCAUGUGUGCGUGUGUGUCUGUCUGUCUGUCUGUAGGUGAAGCUGCAUCAGCAAGAGCGCCAGAAGCGGCAGCAGUGUAGCAUUCGUUACAGUUAUUUGUUCGCUCCCAAUCCGCUUGAUCCGGCUAUCCCGGCUGUGCACAGUGCGCUGAGAGAAGAGAAGAAAGCCAAACACACGACGCGAUCAUCGUGAAAACAAAACAGCCUCGCUGCUAACACUCGCACGGGCCGAGGCGGACGGCAGCGCGUUUGAGAGGGGUGCUAUCUCGCGGGCGGGAUGCUUGCAGAUCAGGAACCUAGAUAAACCUGAAAACUAGAACCCCGGGGAAAAGCGUACGAAAGAAAGCGCCCGGACGAUAGAGAGGGAGAAAAACUGGUAUCGGAAAGCUUGCCAACCACCACCACCACCACCACCAACGCGGCAGCAUCAGAGUGUGGGGCAGCAUAGUUCCAGUUUCACAUAACACACACCACAGUCUGCAAAGAUCCAUCUGGCAAAGACAAACACUCUUGCCCAGUGCGAAUCAUCUCUACCUUACCUGUGUGUCUAAGGCAUCACUCUCCCCUGGAACAAUGUCAUCAAACGGAUCGUACAAUUUAACCGUGGACGGCGAGCUGCGCUAUGUUGCCCAGUGGUUCGAAGAGUGGAGUGACUUCCAGCGAGAAGACUUCAUACCGUACCUGGUGUCCUACCUGUCACAGCAAGCCGGGAGUGCGGGGUACGUGAACGGACUCAUCAGUGCCAUGGCGCAGAUUAAUCCCGGUCAGGAUAAGCCGAUGAGUCUUUUUCAGUGCAGGGUAAAGCUAUUCAACGAAUGGUGCAUCAAAUGGCCGGAAGAGUUCAAAGCUAAACUAUUGGAGCGUCUAGAGCAAACCGAUAGCACGUUUGGUGCACGAAUACGAACGGAACUGGAGUGCAGCGCCAAGCCGAUGAAUGGCUGCCUGGAACAGCAGCCCGAAACGCAGCAGCAGACAAACGCGGAAGCUGCAGCGAGAGAGCUGGCAGAUGACUCGGAACCAAUCGGCUUGAUCGUGAAUGCCGAACCCGUCAUGGUGGCGGCAAAUGCCAUCCUCGUCGCAGACGAAGAUUAGGUGUAGUGCGCUGAGUACGCGACAGCGCAACGAUAUGAACAUUCCAACCGGGUACCUUUUACUGUGCGCCUUUGUCUUGCAAACCACAGGGGCAAACCGAUCAUGACAGGCGCCGUGCAUGUUCGUGGCGAUGCCAUUUAUAAUAGCAUCAUAGGGCAAAAGACACACUCACUAUUUAUUACCUACUGGUCGUUAAAAGUAGCCAUUCCAUAACGAGGAUAUCGUGCCUCGAAUUUCACAGUUCCAUAAUGCAUUAUUUAAAUAUUACAUUUUUUCACUUAUCUACCAUACCCAUGGGUAUGAAGAAUUGUUGAAUCUCGGCGAAGAGCAGCUCGAAUUGUUUCCAGUAUUAGCAGAAGGAACAUAGGCAUGCUAACUGUUCAAAAAAUACUAUUGGAUUGAGCAUAUAAAAGACUUACUAACUUCCGAUACAGUAUACACCGUUCGAAGAUAAUCAAACAAACCCGUUUUCAAUUGGAUUGAGAUCGGACAUUUAAAAAAAAGAAUGAUUGUUCAGCAGUGUGAUCAUUCUUCCGUCUGCCGUUUAUCGUAUCACUAGUGUAAAUGAGCUGUACUGAAUAAAGUAUAAAUAUUAACAAAACCCCUUCACAAAGC